Messenger RNA from Trachemys scripta elegans, 996 nucleotides. Its product is annotated as olfactory receptor 14A16-like. The transcript is spliced from 2 exons. Gene Ontology annotation, molecular function: G protein-coupled receptor activity; olfactory receptor activity. Gene Ontology annotation, cellular component: membrane. The record is from RefSeq and is a predicted model, not a curated record. The coding region runs from base 1 to 996 and encodes 331 amino acids. Lineage: Eukaryota; Metazoa; Chordata; Testudines; Emydidae. Gene Ontology annotation, biological process: G protein-coupled receptor signaling pathway.
AUGGGUUCACCAGCACACCGUGUACUGAGGAAGAAAAUUUCCAACCGAACCGCGGUGACUGAAUUCCUUCUCCUGGGAUUCUCUGAUGUUGCAGAACUGCAGAUUUUACACUUUCUGGUGUUUCUAGUCCUUUACCUGAUAUCCCUGCUGGGGAACCUUCUCAUCAUCACAGCCAUAGCCCUCAACCACCAACUUCACACCCCCAUGUACUUCUUCCUGAUGAAUCUGUCCAUCCUAGACCUCGGCUCCAUCUCUGUCACCAUCCCCAAAUCCAUGGUCAAUUCCCUCAUGAACACCAGAUCGAUUUCUUAUUCUGGAUGUGUUGCCCAAGUCUUUCUUAUCUUCUUCUUUGCUUCAGCAGAUUUUGCCAUACUGACCGUCAUGGCAUACGACCGAUACAUCGCCAUCUGCCAACCACUGCAUUAUGAGACAGUGAUGAACAGGAGAGCUUGUAUCCAAAUGGCAGCCAGUGCCUGGAUCAGUGUCAUUCUCUACUCUGCAGUGCAUACUGGAAACACGUUUGCAAUAUCCUUCUGUGGCGGUAACGUGGUGGAUCAGUUCUUCUGUGAAGUCCCCCAACUACUCAAGCUCGCCUGCUCUGACUCAGACCUCAGUGAAGUUGGGUCUCUCAUAUUUAGUGUGUGCUUAGGCUCAAGCUGCUUUGUUUUCAUAAUUGUUUCAUAUGUUCAGAUCUUCACCACAGUGCUGAGAAUUCCCUCUCAGCAGGGCCGGCAUAAAGCCUUCUCCACCUGCCUCCCUCACCUCAUUGUGGUCUCUGUGUUUAUUUGCACUGGGACCUUUGCCUACUUAAAACCCACCUCCAGCUCUCCAUCAAUUCUAAAUCUCUUUGUGGCUGUUCUCUAUUCUGUGUUUCCACCAAUGAUGAAUCCAAUCAUCUACACCAUGAGAAACAAGGAGCUCAAAGGUGCACUGAGUAAACUGAUAGGUUGGAGGUUAUUCUCUAAGAAUAAAAUGUCCAUAUUUCUCCUUCAGUAA